AUGGCUUACUCCCAGAUGAUUACUGAUUAUCGUGGAUCAGUGCAACAGGCUGCAGAGUUGAAGCUGUUCCAAUCCUUGCCCUUGCAUAAUCGCACUUGUCUCCUAACGCAUCCUUUGUCUGCCUGCCUGGAUGAAGAGCAAGACGUGCCAGCUCAAGGGCCAAGUGCCGCCAUCGCAGUGACCACUCCGGCUUCCUGGACUGGCUUUCGGACUCUAAUUCAGGAUCUGGCUUGUGCACUACCAUCUUAUUAUCGAAAGGGGAUUACCAGACUACCCAAGGCUCAUGGGAAAGCCAUCACGCACCUGCAACAUGCAGAGGCACAAAAGCGGGUCGAUCUCAUUGAAGCACUCAUAACAUGGCGACUGGUCGAUGAGCUCUUACGGUGUCGGGGCAUAGACGAUGGGGAGUUUAAGGUUGAUUAUUCAAUUCAGUUCAAGCUGACAGUCAAACUUGUACAGGUAGGGGAAGCACUUCGCCAGACAUGGGUCGCACGAUUAGCGGAUUGGCCGGUUGUGUUGUUGCAAGCCACCACUGCCCAGGAAAGCAUGAUGGCAACACUCAAGCCCCCGCUUCUGAACAGCUUGACCAACCGAACAACCGAACAACAGCAGCUCUGGGUGGAUUUGCAAGCUAUAUGGUCUUGGAAUCGGAAGUAUGCGAACAAAUUGCGAUCCUUCACGAUUCAAAAUGAGAUGAACGAUAUCUGGGAACAAGUCGAGGCGAGUUUGAACACGUCUGGCCCCAGGAGUAAAGACUCGAUGGCCACUUUGUUGAACUGUGCCACUAUUUCACUGCUCAUACUAUUCAAGUGGUCACGGGAUGCAGCCCCCCUGCCCGUUCAGUGCUUGAUGUACUCCAGUUUGGUUGAUGAUCGAGACAAGCCCCCAGUACUCCAUAACGUUGAGUGCAGAUUUUGGUCCUUGUUGUUGGCGGUUUCUGAGGGAUCAGUGUCCGCUGAGAGCGGGCUUAUUCUCUUUCUCAAAUCGUAUAGGUCAGAAAUACAGGCGGCCACGCAGCCUAACCGUUUGAGGCCCUGGUUUGAAGCCGAUGUUCGAUUGAAACCACCCAAAGGCGGGCAAGGCUCCUCCAUCGAGACCGCCUCAGAAACCCCUCAAGAGGAGGACAAGAACGCUAUCGCUGUUGCACCCAUUGGUGAGGAGGAAAAACCCGAAGUAUUGUCGCAGCGAUCUUCACCAACCUCUGUAGUAGCGGCGAUCGACUUUGGAGACGACACUCAAGAAGACCCAGCUGCCAAGAACCUGGCCACAGUAGCCGGACUUCAACCCAGGAGGCAGAAACUGACAGAGACACUGUUACCGUCGCAUGACGAGGAUGGCGACGUGCAGCUCCCAGAAGAGAAGCUGAAGAAAAAAAAGAGUAGGAGGAACUGGAAGAAGACCAAGAGCAAGCCCAUGAUCAGUGAGGACGAGUCGGAGGCAUCCGCUGUGCCAGUCCCUCGGAAAAUCCAUGAGCUAAACAGCCAAUCCAACCCCAGUGAGAGCAAAGGCACAUAUGUCCAUAUACACAAGCCACCUCGUCUCCGGCUGACGAAGGCAGAACUGGCCAAGCACGCUGAGAAGGUCAAUGAUGACGAGGACGUUGUCUGGAGGACGAGCUAUUUAGAGGUCAACUCAACAAGAGGGCCUGUAAUAGGAAUGGACUCACCUGGCAAACAUCCCCCUCCCUGGGUCAAUCGCACGGACGGGUCAUCACAAAUUGCCCACGUGCGGUACUCCAGUGAUUUAAACAUUCAGCCUUAUUUUCGUGAGAGGAGUGUCCUGGUGACCAGGGUGCCCACCGACAGGCACAAUUGGGGAUGGAACGCCUGCACUGCGUGGGAGCUGGGGGACUUGGAUACAGAGAUUCCUGUGCACGAUCUCUUCUACCCUUCGAACGGUCCUCCGAGAGGGUUCAAAAGGACGCACUGGGAGAGUGCUGAACGUGCUUACCCUGCCAAUGCCCGAUACCACGUUGCAGAGCCCAUUCUUUCACCUGACCCAAUUUACAGUCAGGCCGCCUCGCAUUUGGAGGCAUGUAAAGUCACCUGGUCAAUAGGGACUGAUCUCCUUGCUGCUCCGUUCCCCGCUGCUGCUCUGUCUUGGGGACUGGCUACUGUAGCCAGUGCAGUGACUCCCCCUCACACUGACUAUGGAGGAUUGGCUGUGAAAAUACACUGUCUGGUCGGUAGGAAACUCUGGUUUAUAAUCCGGAAGAGGGAUGAGCCUAGCGAAGCCAUGAGUUGGGAUACAUUUGUUCGCGACUUCCAGGCCGAUAGCAAGGUCGACCCAAAUGUGUAUGAAUGUGAAGUGAUAAUUGUCGAGCCAGGCUCUCUUUGGUUUCAACGUCCAAACACUUUACAUGCUGUUGUUAUGGAGUCAAACUGCCUAGUGUUCGGGCAACAUUUCUUUUCAUCAUCAGGUAUACGUUCGGUCGUCAUGGGUUGGAUUCACAUGACGUUCUUGUGCUUUGCCAUCACCAACGUAGAACACCGGGACAUGAGGGUGUUGUUACUACGCCUGAUGGCAUACUGGAAAAAGGUCAUCACUGAUGGCGAGGACGUUGAAGACCAUGAUGGCCAUGUGCCCAACAUUACAAGCCGAGUGGGUUUCCUAGACAUCUGUGCCCUCGGGAACCUCAUUAUUUACCUUCACGUGCUCUCUGGUCAACAAGAUCAGUACUGGAAUGAUCUUCGUUUCGCUGUCGCCCAGUAUUGGGAAAUUGUGUCCUGGGCCAAUGAGCGACUGGUGCUCACUGGCCUAAACGAAACUGAAAAGGUUUAUGAGGUUCAUGUGGCAUUCAAGUUGUCUGUGUUGCAAUUUGGAAUUGGGUUACUGGAUUAUCAUGACUCUCUCAAAGGAAGCCAGUUGUACAAAGCAGUGGAACCUGCUACGUCGAGAAGUCGGCAAGCAAGAUUGACAGCAGGAGGCCCAUCUCUUUUGGGGACCGCCGUUUCGAGUGGUUUCGGUAAACGUCGGCUAACAUGGCUCGCAGAGAUCCCUGAAGAAAUAUCCAUCCUCACCUAUGCCGAAUUCGCAUGGCAGUCCGCCCCUGAAUCUGAUCUCUCAUCCUUAAGCGACUUGUCGGGGGAUGACGCAGGAGGCCCUUCUCAGAUUGGUCCUUCUCUGAUUCUUGUCAGUCCACGGGGGAAGAAAGCUUUGCGCAAGAGUAGGGGAUAUAAGUCUUCACCUGGAAGUAGCAAGGACAGUGACAAAUCAAAGGAUGAAGCACUUGGAAGUAGCAACAGUGAUGAGUCGUUUACAUCCAAGCAAAGUGCUGCGCGCCGCAGGAGAUGUCGUGCAUCUUCACUCGGUAGCAGCAAUGACAUGGACCAGGAAGAUUCGGAAGAAGAUGCGCUCCGCAGUGACAGUGAUGAGGAUGACGGUUCUAGAGUCCUGGUCACUCAUGGCACAGACGACAUGGACAGUGAUCAAUCAGAUGACGAUGGACUUCAAGGAUUUAGUGAUGAGGACGGUGUAUCGAAGGACGUGCUCACUCAUGGCAUGGCAGACAUGGAUGAGGAAUUGGACGCUGACGAUCCUGACCCUGACAAAGCGACCAGAGUGAAUGAUGCAGAGAUGGCAAGUGUUGAAGAGUCCUGGAAUUCGUUGUCCCCGGUGCCCAUUCUUGACGCCACUCCAGAAGAUAUCGAUUGGCCAACUGAAGACCUGAGCAGGUCAGUGCCUCCCAAACUUGGUCCCCAGUCUGUACCUGGUCAUCAGCCACCUGCCAUUCCCUCAGCGCCAUCGCCAGGAGCGGGAUCUUCGCUUGAGCUGAUGGUCGAUAUGGUGCUGGACCUCCCAUCGUCAAGCUCAUUUCCUCUGCCGCCCCUACCUCUGAAACGUGGUUUGGAACAUGACGACCCAAUGGAAGCAUUGGACUUCAAACGGCACAAGAGCGACGCGGUAGCGGAUAUUCCCGAUCUGAAAGAUCUUAUCGAAUCCACCAGUCAAAGUCUCACCGGAUUGACAGGACAUCCUUUGCCUUCUGACCUGGUCAAAAACAUAGUCGAUGCAGUGGACCAGUUGCACUCGAAAGGAGGGUCAACCCCAGUCCUCCCCGACAAUCAAGAAGUUCUCGACUUAAGUGAGCAGGAACCAGACAUGGAAAUAGAAUCUGAACCGGAGUCUCCCAAGGCCGUCUCACAGUGGCGAGACGAGAUUAAACAGGCCUUGCAGGCCUACUUAGAGAACCAUCAGCCUGUACAUCCCCUUCUAACAGAUGUCCAAGGUGUCACAGAUCCUUCUGAUUUGUACCAGGUUCGUGACCAAGAUUUUCCUUUGCAUUGGUAG
Molecule: messenger RNA, 4290 nt
Organism: Desarmillaria tabescens
Lineage: Eukaryota; Fungi; Basidiomycota; Agaricomycetes; Agaricales; Physalacriaceae
Exons: 14
Coding region: 1-4290 (1429 amino acids)
Source: RefSeq, a predicted model, not a curated record